GCAAGUUCAAGUCAGCCGCGUAACUGGUUGGUAAUGGCGGGCUAUAAAAUUCAAAUUCAACUUGGCGGUACUUGGGCGCCCGACAUGCCUGACUGGGGACUUGCUAUCCCCCAGAAACCUCUUGACAGCAUUGGUCCAUCAUGUCUAUCUUGGAGAAUGUGCCUUUCGAUCUUCUGCAGCCCAUUCUCAUCCAUCUACUUGACCGAAGGCAUCUAAGUGCAGCUGCACUAGUGAGCCAGGCAUUCAAUCGCGCAGCGACACCACUUUUGUACAGGAGGCUCUAUUCGCAAGUGAAGCGUAAUACCCUUCACCAUCCCUCGGCAACCAUUCUCAAACGACCAGAAUUGGCAAAGUAUGUCUGGCAUGUGACGGAGACAGGCGCAGUGCAGAACUUACGACAAGUUAUUCCUCAAAUAACUGAGGAUAUUGUUGCAGCGCUUAGACUUUGUACAAAUCUCACAUCUGCAACUUGGGUAGAUGACACGUUGACUCCAGAGGCGAAUUUCCUACCCAUCCUGGAUGUCUUGAUGACGUUGCCCCUGCAGGAGCUCACCAUACGGACCCAGUAUGAUCCAGGAGAACGAGUUUGGGCCCGGCUCAAUACUAUUCAAGGAAUUCGUCGCUUAUCAGUGUGGUCUUUGGAGUGGGGGCCCCCGCGGGUACUCCAAGGAUGGGCUGAUUUGCUGAGCUCCUCUCUAACGCACCUUGAACUCUGCCGUUGUGCAGGUGUUCCAGCAACUAUCCUUAUCUCUGUCUUCAUGAAGCUUCCUCUUUUACAAGAGCUCUGUCUCAAGGGUGCCCCAAGCGACGCCAUCCCGGCUAUUAUGGCUUGUCUGCCCAAUCUGAUAGCCCUUGACACGGAAUAUCUGGGUUCUGGAAAUUACCGCACGCCACUUACACCGUUACCCCCUUUGCAACGCUUAACAGUGCGAACAGGAUCAGUGGAUAUCCUUGGACCGCAGAAACUGUGGACAUGGAUGAGGAUAUUGCUUCCGCACCAACAAACCUUAAAGUCAUUCACGCUGAAUGCAUUUGCAGUGCAUGGCCAAAUGACUAUUCCGCGCCCAUUCAUCGUGAAUCUUACUGGUAGACACGGGAAAUCCCUUCAAGAGUUUGCAGUAGGCAUUGCGCAGUUGACGUUGGAGGUCGUAUCUCACAUGUGCUCAACAUGCCCCCAACUUGCGUCACUUGAAUGCUCCGUGGCGAGUCCAGACGUAGACUCGAUCGCAAAAGCAAUCGAGGCGGGGCACAACCUUCGGACACUCAAGCUUCAUGUCUCUUGGAUCCCUGAUGGCAGCGUUGAUUUGCCUUCACAGUUCGACAAGUACUUCUCAGGACCCCAAGCCAUGUAUGCAGAUGUUUCCCAUCUUGCCAGGGAGGGGAAGACGAUUCGCUUUACCGAGGAGCACGCCAGCGCCUUAAUGCUCCAGACGCGCCUUCGUAGCAUUAGCAUAGGAGAUCAGUCCUAUAUAGGUCAGUGGGUUCGUCGGGGAUGUUCUGCCGAGGUCACACGGGAUGUUGGGCAAGAAGAAAAUGUCGUGUUCGAGGUCGUUGGGGAUGUAACAUCUUUAGAUCCAUUCGUCUAGUUCCCUCGUCACCUGUCGCACUGAACUCAGAUCACUUCCAUAGCCUAUCACAGAGUCUGGACUAUUCCGGGUUCUAUAGAACCUCGUGAUGUUGUCGCUGUCCGUGAAUUCAAGCGUUCCAC
This is a messenger RNA of Suillus clintonianus, 1708 nucleotides long. RefSeq lists its product as uncharacterized. The record is from RefSeq and is a predicted model, not a curated record. The transcript has 6 exons. The coding region runs from base 141 to 1586 and encodes 481 amino acids. NCBI's taxonomy places the organism in Eukaryota, Fungi, Basidiomycota, Agaricomycetes, Boletales, Suillaceae.